Plasmodium cynomolgi strain B is the source of this 1248-nucleotide messenger RNA. RefSeq lists its product as hypothetical. The transcript is spliced from 2 exons. The record is from RefSeq and is a predicted model, not a curated record. NCBI's taxonomy places the organism in Eukaryota, Apicomplexa, Aconoidasida, Haemosporida, Plasmodiidae. The annotation marks the transcript as partial.
UGAGGGAAAAGCACCUGCACGAGCUCCUGAACAGCAUAAAGGAUUUGCCAUCCUGUGGGUAUGCUCAUUAUAGCACAAAGGCUGAAGAGAGAGGCGGGCCCCGGCCGCAACACUCGCGGAAGAAGAAAGACAUCACUCUGUUGAUAAAGCACAUAAGCAAAUACUUGAAGGACGAAGUGCUGCUGAACAUGCUGCACACGUUGUACCUGGGCAUAUGCGUGGACGGCGCUGUUUUGGCCAACUCCACCAAGGGGGGACAAAAAAACGUGAAAGAAAAAGAAGAGAAAAAAAAAAACUUGCCCAUCUCAAACAACGCACACAUUUUGGAAGACAUAGAAACGUAUGAAGGCUACUACGAGGUGUACCACAAAAUGGAGAGAAUGCGAAACGCAAGUAAGUACAGCAUUUUUCUGAGCAGUGUAAGGAAGAAAAUAAAAACGAUAGCUAGUUUGAAGAGCCUAAAUGGGUGCUUAAAAAAGUACAUAGCAAAUUUAAAAACAAUUCCUUUUUACUUCUUUUUGGAUGAUUUUUUCGACACCCCAUGUUAUGUGUACAACAAAUUAAUUAGCAACAUCUUACGAUAUUAUUACAAAGGAAUAUUUCUCUACUUCAUCAUUCUUCUUGGGUGCAUUCACGUAUUUUUUUCUCCCUUCCCAAUUACGCUGGUACAUUUUCGGCGAUUUUUUAUUUACUUUUUAAUAAUAAUGUAUCGCCUGUUCAUUCUGUAUUUUAUCCCAUCCAUAAUUCAGUACAUCAUUUAUAAAUUUCAUUACUUCAAAGAUGAGGAGCACAUGCAUAUAUUUGACUACUCAGAUCACGUGAUUUUAUUUUCCACCCUCCUGUUUAUUAUAUCUCUUGAAACAAAGGCUAUUGAGUACACCAUCAGACAUCAGAAGGUCAGCUCAGAUUACUUCCAUUUUAAGUACAACAGAAAAUUGUGUGUGUUGUUAUUAAAGUUUAUUUUGUUUUAUUACUACGUUCUUAUUUUUUUUUUCCUUUACACAAGUUAUUUUACUUCGAAAUAUUUCCAUACCACGAAUGAAAUUUUCGUUGCUUAUUUUUUUUCCACAUUUUCCAUAUUUUUUAUUUUUUAUUUUUGUUUAUAUAAAAAUUAUUUCAGUUUUUACAGUAUAGGGAUUACUUCCUAUGUGCAUAAGAAUGCCCUCCAUUCUCCUCCACACUCGUUUCACGCUUCCCCCUAUAUUUACAGUGCCUACGCCUCCCUGCGGGACAAGUUCCCCGUGGAUU